Molecule: messenger RNA, 1007 nt
Organism: Eutrema salsugineum
Lineage: Eukaryota; Viridiplantae; Streptophyta; Magnoliopsida; Brassicales; Brassicaceae
Product: B3 domain-containing protein At2g36080
Exons: 3
Coding region: 141-881 (246 amino acids)
Molecular function (GO): DNA-binding transcription factor activity; DNA binding
Source: RefSeq, a predicted model, not a curated record
AUUGUAACAUAUAUGUAUACAUAUUAUAAAUAGAGGCAGAUACAUGUAACCUCCCUAAAGGAGCAUUGGUAUCUCAAAAUAUAUUUGCCAUCUCUCUCUCUCUCUCAUCACUAUUCGUCAUCUCUUUCUCUUUCUUUCAAAUGUCAAUAAACCAAUACUCAAGCGAUUUCCACUACCAUUCUCUCAUGUGGCAACAACAGCAGCAGCAACACCACCACCAAAACGACGUCGUGGAGGAAAAAGAAGCUCUUUUCGAGAAACCCUUAACCCCAAGCGACGUCGGAAAACUCAACCGCCUUGUUAUCCCAAAACAGCAUGCCGAGAGAUACUUCCCACUCGCCGCCGCCGCGGCAGACGCGGUGGAGAAGGGUCUUCUCCUCUGCUUCGAGGACGAGGAAGGUAAGCCAUGGAGAUUCAGAUACUCUUAUUGGAACAGUAGUCAGAGUUACGUCUUGACCAAAGGAUGGAGCAGAUACGUCAAGGAGAAGCAUCUUGACGCCGGCGACGUUGUUCUCUUCCAUCGUCACCGUGCUGACGGAAGAAGAUUCUUCAUUGGCUGGAGAAGACGCGGCGACUCUUCCUCCUCCUCCGAAUCUUAUCGCCAUCUUCAAUCCAAUGCCUCGCUCCAUUAUCCUCAUGCAGGGGCUCAAGCGGGAGAGAGCCAGAGAGGGAACUCGAAGACAUUGAGACUGUUCGGAGUGAACAUGGAGUGCCAGCUAGACUCAGACUGGUCCGAGCCAUCCACACCUGACGGUUUUACCACCUGUCCAACCAGUCACGACCAGUUUCAUUUCUACCCACAACAACACUAUCCUCCUCCGUACUUCAUGGACAUAAGUUUCACAGGAGAUGUACACCAGACGAGAAGCACACAAGAAUAAUAAUUAAAAAAUCAAACACUUCACUUCUGGUCCCUGUCAUGUUGUUUUAGAUGCUGAUCCCUUAAUUUUACAACCUUCAUUUUGUAUCAUUUAAAGUAAAUCGUAUUAAUUCUUCUUUUGACCUUU